Neogale vison (American mink) is the source of this 3684-nucleotide messenger RNA. RefSeq names its product phosphatidylinositol-4-phosphate 5-kinase type 1 alpha (gene PIP5K1A). The transcript is spliced from 14 exons. Gene Ontology annotation, biological process: phosphatidylinositol metabolic process. The coding region runs from base 419 to 2101 and encodes 560 amino acids. Lineage: Eukaryota; Metazoa; Chordata; Mammalia; Carnivora; Mustelidae. Gene Ontology annotation, molecular function: phosphatidylinositol kinase activity. The record is from RefSeq and is a predicted model, not a curated record.
AGCCACCCAGAGUGGAGCGGUGGGGUUGGGCGAUAAACAGGCUGUGGCUAGGGAGGAGGGGUGGGAGGGUUUGUUCCGUUGGGACUUUUCACGCCCUUUUAUUUCUUUAGGUGUGGUUAGGUUCAGCGGACUGAGCGAGCGUAUUCUCUUGUGAAAGGGGAUUAAGAAGCUCCCGCGAGAGCGGUCAGAGUUGCGGAGGGGUGCGAGACAGGAAUUCUCCCCUAUGCCAGCCAAAUGGUGCGGCCCUGAGCUGUUUCACUACCCGGCCGGACGAGUCUGAGAGAGGCCCCGGAGGGGACAGGGAGGCGGCCCGCAGAACGCGGGUUCUGUGAAGAGACGUGGAGAAGAUUCGAUUCGGAGAAGAGGAAGAGCCCGAUUGAAGGGGAGCGAGGCCGCUGAGGGGGAGGGGGCUGCCAAGAUGGCGUCGUCCUCCUCUGGGCCGUCGGCUGCCGGGGUUUCAGCCUUGGAUCCCGCGGUCUCUUCCGGCGCCUCUUCCUCAGCAUCGGGAAUCAAGAGAUCCAUGCCAUCUGAGGUUCCUUAUGCCUCUGGCAUGCCCAUCAAGAAAAUAGGCCACCGAGGUGUUGAUUCCUCAGGAGAGACGACGUACAAAAAGACAACCUCAUCUGCCUUGAAAGGUGCCAUCCAGUUAGGCAUUACUCACACUGUGGGAAGCCUGAGUACCAAACCAGAGCGUGAUGUCCUCAUGCAAGACUUCUAUGUUGUGGAGAGUAUCUUCUUCCCCAGUGAAGGGAGCAACUUGACCCCUGCUCAUCACUACAAUGACUUUCGGUUCAAGACCUAUGCACCUGUUGCCUUCCGUUACUUUCGGGAGUUAUUUGGUAUCCGGCCUGAUGAUUACUUGUACUCUCUCUGCAGUGAGCCGCUGAUUGAACUCUGCAACUCUGGGGCUAGUGGUUCCCUCUUCUAUGUGUCCAGCGAUGAUGAAUUCAUUAUUAAAACGGUUCAGCAUAAAGAAGCGGAGUUUCUGCAGAAGCUGCUUCCAGGAUACUACAUGAACCUCAACCAGAAUCCUCGCACUUUGCUGCCUAAAUUCUAUGGACUGUACUGUGUGCAGGCAGGUGGUAAGAACAUUCGAAUUGUGGUGAUGAACAAUCUCUUACCACGGUCCGUCAAGAUGCACAUCAAAUAUGACCUCAAGGGCUCAACCUACAAACGGCGGGCUUCCCAAAAAGAGCGAGAGAAGCCUCUCCCCACCUUUAAAGACCUGGACUUCUUACAAGAUAUUCCAGAUGGUCUUUUUUUGGAUGCUGACAUGUACAAUGCUCUAUGUAAGACCCUACAGCGUGACUGUUUGGUGCUGCAGAGCUUUAAGAUAAUGGACUAUAGCCUCUUGAUGUCGAUCCAUAACAUAGAUCAUGCACAAAGAGAGCCCUUAGGCAGUGAAGUGCAAUCCUCAGCUGAUACUCGCAGACCAGCCCCCCAAAAGGCUCUCUAUUCCACGGCUAUGGAAUCUAUCCAGGGCGAGGCUCGGCGAGGUGGCACCAUGGAGACUGAUGACCAUAUGGGUGGCAUCCCUGCCCGCAACAGUAAAGGGGAAAGGCUGCUGCUUUAUAUUGGGAUCAUUGACAUUCUCCAGUCUUACAGGUUUGUUAAGAAGUUGGAGCACUCUUGGAAAGCCCUGGUACACGAUGGGGACACCGUAUCAGUGCAUCGCCCAGGCUUCUAUGCUGAACGGUUCCAGCGCUUCAUGUGCAACACAGUGUUCAAGAAGAUACCCCUGAAACCCUCUCCUUCCAAAAAGUUUCGGUCUGGCUCAUCUUUCUCUCGGCGAGCAGGCCCCAGCGGCAACUCCUGCAUUACUUACCAGACAUCGGUCUCUGGGGAGCACAAGGCACAAGUGACAACCAAGGCGGAAGUGGAGCCAGGCGUCCACUUCGGUCGUCCUGAUGUUUUACCUCAGACUCCACCUUUGGAGAAAAUCAGUGAGGUCUCGACUCUUCCUGACCCCUAUUUCUCACCUGUAGUUGGAGAGACUUUGCAAAUGCAAACUACAAGUGAGCAGAAAAAUUCAGAAGACCUGGAACAAGAUUCUGCCAGCUUGGUGAUCCCAAGAAGCCAGCCCUUGCCCCAGCAAUGCUGAAUUUUCUUCUUCGUGGUCAUCACAAAAGGAAUAUAAUGGAGGCUAGGGGAGCUCUCUGCCUCCUUCCUGAAGAAGAACCUCUUCUCCUUCCCCUUCCUUAUGAAUGGGCACCAGUGCCUCGGACAGUUGAGGACAGCAACAUCUUCUCCACUUCUGAGUUAGAUGGCACAAGUUUUCAAGGGGCCAGCCUUGGCUUCCACAACUGCAUUGUUUUCAAACCCCCAUUCUUCCUGCUGGAAGUGGGGUUGCUGGAUUUGGUGGUUUUCUUCCUCUUCAUCUACCGUUCACCGGGAGCUGGACUCUUCAAUUUCCUCAGGCAGACUAGCUGGCACAUUAUCUCCACCUUCUCGCUUUCUCUGGAAAAAGAUCCUUGUAAUCUCUGUUAAGGUUUUGGGGAUAAGGGUAUUAAGCCAAAUCCCACCUUAAUUUUUUUUUUUUUUCCUUAAAAAAAGGAAAAAAAAAACUAGCACACAGCACACAAUUUGAAGCCAGUUAGUUUCAGAUCAAAACUGCAGAAGUGUCAGGAGAGAUGCCUAUUUUGGGGGCUCCCUCAGAACCCCCUGGUGUUUAAGAAAUGGAAGUAUGGAACUGCUUUGCCAGGAGCAGCUCCUCUUUAACUCCUCCUCUCUUGAUGAAUUUCUUAAGGCUGAAGGAAUGGAGAGAGUGGGAACAUGGGGUAAUCUUUAUCCCUUUUGUUGAAACAGGGGGGCAGUCAUGGGACCAGAAGAUCAGAGCCCUUGCUAGGCAGGACCCUGCUCACUGCCAGGCCAUCACAGUUAUUAGUGUUUUGCAAUUUGAAAUGUAUUCUGCUUGUUUUUCUAAAUAUGAAGACUUAAAUGAAUUUGGAUCCUUCUCAAAAGGAGGUUUCUUCCUUGCUCUUCCCACCUUUUCCGACAGUGUUCUGCUUUUCAAGGAGCUGAGGUGGGGAGGGGACACCUCUAUCCCUUUAACAGGCAGUCUGUAUCUGUGAGGCUAGAGAAUAUUCACUUAGACUGAUGGGGAGCCAGCAGAUUCUUGCCUAGGUGAGUUCAUUGCUGUGCCACAUGCCCUGCCCCUUCUCGUGCAGAGAACUCGGAAAUGAGAGCUGUGUAAUCUGUCUGUUCCCCCUCUCCAAUAGUUGUGAUUCCCCACCUGAUCCUCCUCCUCGUGGCUGGGGACUAGGGGGGCCUGGCAUUUCAGGCAGAUUGUUGAAUACUGUCCCGUCUCGAUCCUGCCCGACCUCGAUAGUAAUUUAGCCCAUCCCCCAAAUAACUGUCUAUAUUAGACACCCCCAGCCAGUUUCUGGCUGCCUGUCUUUGCUGCCAUGUUCUUUUUUACAAGAAGGAAAGAAACAAUUCUUGCUAUUUUUUUUCAUAAUUUACUAUUUAUGAUGUAUUUAAGUGUUUUAUUCAGGACAGAGUUCUGUAGGGAGUGGGAGGGAAUAUUUGAGGGGGCUGGGUCUUAGGGAAGGGAAUGGGGAAUCAACAUUUUUAUGAAGUGUCACUAUUUGCCUCCACUUUGUAUUGUUCAGAUACAGCAAAUGCAAUAUAAAAGUGAUAAAUAUCUGGUUUUAAUGUAUUAAACUUUCAUCAGUUAUUUAGAGA